CUUGAUUCUGCUGGCCACCAUUGACGACGUAAUACUCUCUCCGCCCCGUCACCACCCCCCUUGCGUGCCGGGCCUCUAUCGCAAUCGACCACAACCUCACUUGCUUCAGUAGCUGCUGCACACACCAAUCAAUCCGCCAACAUGGUCCAGAACAACGCCAUGGUGACGGCAUCCGUCGCAACCGUUGCCGCUGUUGUCGUCGGAUACGUCGUCUACUUCGACUACCAGCGACGCAACCAGGCCGAGUUCCGCCGCAACCUGAGGAGGAACGAGCGCAAGCAGGCGCGGGCUGAGAAGGAGGAGGCCGAGGCUUCGACCCAGCGACAACGCGGCUCGAUCCGGGCCAAGGUUGAGGAGGCCAAGGAGGAGGGCUUCCCCAGCGGCGUGGAGGAGCGUGAGGCCUUCUUCAACGAGCAGGUCAUGGCCGGCGAGGUUCUGAGCCAAGAUCCUUCCAAGGCUCUCGAGUCUGCUCUGGCCUUUUACAAGGGCCUCAAGGUCUACCCUGCACCCGGUGACCUUAUCCGCAUCUACGACAGCACCGUUCCCAAGCCUAUAUUAGACAUCCUCGCCGAGAUGAUCGCUUACGACUCAUCCCUCGAUAUUCGGGCACCCGCUGCCCCCGCUGGCAUCAACCUGGCCGACAUCCCCAACGUCGGUCUCGAUUAAAGGGAGACAACAAGUGUCUCUUAAAUUCUGGUUCUCCCCGCUCCUCGCACACCAGAUACGAAAAAAACAUCCAACCCCAAAACUGAACUAGAAGCUCGGAAAUCCCCGGGCCCUAAAAUCUGAUAUGGAGACCUGACGGCCUUCGAUGUACCAUAGUCUCGCUCUUCCAACUCCAUAGAGCUUUGUGUAAACAGGUGUACGUUGAACGAAUCCCGGAUGGACCUAGGAGCGGCAAUGCUGGCAGCGUUUCCGCAACACAUCAUG
Messenger RNA from Ilyonectria robusta, 930 nucleotides. Its product is annotated as mitochondrial outer membrane translocase complex, subunit Tom20 domain-containing protein. The coding region runs from base 142 to 666 and encodes 174 amino acids. Gene Ontology annotation, biological process: protein import into mitochondrial matrix; tRNA import into mitochondrion; protein targeting. The record is from RefSeq and is a predicted model, not a curated record. Gene Ontology annotation, molecular function: transmembrane protein transporter activity. Gene Ontology annotation, cellular component: mitochondrial outer membrane; mitochondrial outer membrane translocase complex. The transcript has 4 exons. Lineage: Eukaryota; Fungi; Ascomycota; Sordariomycetes; Hypocreales; Nectriaceae.